Messenger RNA from Solanum tuberosum (potato), 399 nucleotides. RefSeq lists its product as uncharacterized. Lineage: Eukaryota; Viridiplantae; Streptophyta; Magnoliopsida; Solanales; Solanaceae. Gene Ontology annotation, cellular component: protein folding chaperone complex; chloroplast stroma. Gene Ontology annotation, molecular function: protein folding chaperone. The record is from RefSeq and is marked provisional.
AUGGCAAAUUCUGUGUGUUUCACCCCUUUAGCUUCAUUGAACACUUUCAAUAAACCAGGUUUAAUUAAUGGAAAUGGGAAUUGCGCUGGAAGAAAGAUUCAAUUGAUCAAAGAUGUUACCUUCAACUCCAAGAGUAACUUAAGAGUCGUAGAAGUGAAGGCCGCUGACAGUGAUAAAGAAACAAAAGUAAGGAGCAUAGUCUGUCAAAAGUGUGAGGGAAAUGGUGCAGUGGCGUGCUCACAAUGUAAAGGCGUUGGGGUUAACUCCGUUGAUCAUUUCAACGGGCGGUUUAAAGCCGGUGGACUGUGUUGGCUAUGCAGAGGUAAAAAAGAUAUAUUGUGUGGCGACUGCAAUGGAGCUGGAUUUCUUGGUGGAUUUAUGAGUACGUUCGAUGAGUAG